AUGUCUACAUGGUCCAACCAGGAGGGCUACAUUGUGCACCCGGACAAUUCAGCCGUCCCUGUCAAUCCAGACAACCUCAAUCUCCGUCUCAUCUUGCACGAUGGCCGUCUAGUUCAAAGGCCCACCUAUCUCAACGCCAUCAUCAACUACCUAUGGAUUCCCCUCGGUUUCAUCCUAGCCAUCAUCCGAAUCUUUUUCCUAGUACCACUUCCCCUAUCCAUCAUGCCCCGUUUAUCCAGCUUCUUCGGCCUCAAGCUUAUAACCCGCGGCCUACCUCCACCACCACCCUCCUCAGGCUCUCCUGGCUUUCUCUAUGUAUGCAAUCACCGCACAGCAAUCGAUCCUCUCGUCAUCUCAGUUGCCCUCAAACGCAAGAUUUCAUGUGUAACUUACAGCCUAGGCCAUUUCUCUGAGCUCAUGUCCCCCAUACGUACGUUCCGAUUAUCACGUGAUCGUGCAACUGACACUGCUCGCAUCUCAGCUCUCCUCAAAGAAGGCGAUCUCAUCAUUUGCCCUGAGGGUACCACAUGCCGUCAACCCUUCUUGCUUCGCUUCAGCGCCUUGUUUGCAGAACUAAGCGACCGGAUCGUGCCGGUGGCAGUCAACAUCAGGCAGGGCAUGUUCUUUGGAUCGACAGCCAGGGGAUGGGAGUCCAUGGACCCGUUCUUCUUGUUCAUGAACCCUAGACCUACGUUUGAGAUCACGUUCCUGGACCCGAUGCCAACCGAGAUGACGUGUACUGGUGGAAGGCCAUCGAUCGACGUGGCGAAUCAUGUGCAGAGGAUGUUGGGUUGCACACUAGGGUUUGAGUCCACCACAUUGACUAGGAAGGAUAAGUACAUGAUGCUAACGGGCCAUGCUGGAGUGGUGGACCAUUCAUCUAAAAUGGAGCCCACCAAGAGUCAGUGAACACUUUGAUUAUA
Messenger RNA from Magnolia sinica, 923 nucleotides. Its product is annotated as glycerol-3-phosphate 2-O-acyltransferase 6-like. Gene Ontology annotation, cellular component: membrane. The transcript has a single exon. Gene Ontology annotation, biological process: cutin biosynthetic process. The record is from RefSeq and is a predicted model, not a curated record. Lineage: Eukaryota; Viridiplantae; Streptophyta; Magnoliopsida; Magnoliales; Magnoliaceae. Gene Ontology annotation, molecular function: phosphatase activity; glycerol-3-phosphate 2-O-acyltransferase activity. The coding region runs from base 1 to 909 and encodes 302 amino acids.